Molecule: messenger RNA, 1296 nt
Organism: Aphidius gifuensis
Lineage: Eukaryota; Metazoa; Arthropoda; Insecta; Hymenoptera; Braconidae
Gene: Echs1
Product: enoyl-CoA hydratase, mitochondrial-like
Exons: 6
Coding region: 180-1067 (295 amino acids)
Biological process (GO): fatty acid beta-oxidation
Cellular component (GO): mitochondrion
Molecular function (GO): enoyl-CoA hydratase activity
Source: RefSeq, a predicted model, not a curated record
UUUGUUAUGCUAAUGAACAGAUGAACUCAUGAAUAAAGAUACCGGUUAUCAGCAAGACGUUGAUGAUAAAUAAUAAUCAUUCCACAUACUUUUAUGUACAGAUAUAUAUAGUUUCAAUAAUCAUUUAUAUAAUUUAUAAUAUUCAUUAUUAAUCCAACAACUGUGAUCAAGCAAACAUCAUGGCAGCAACACAAAUUUCUCGUUUUAUUUUUAAUCGACACUCAAUUAUUAGACAAAAUAUUCAACAUCUGGUACCAACAAUUAAAUUUUAUUCAAGUCAAACAGGUAAUUAUGAGUUUAUUAAAACUGAAAAAACAGGUGAAAAAAAAAAUGUAGGUCUUAUAACAUUAAAUCGACCAAAGGCAUUAAAUGCUCUUUGUGAAAAAUUGAUGACUGAGCUUAAUGAUGCAAUUAAAACAUUUGAGAAUGAUGAUAGUAUUGGAGCUGUUGUUCUAACUGGCAGUGAACGAGCAUUUGCUGCAGGAGCUGAUAUUAAAGAAAUGGCAAACAAUAAUUAUUCUGAUAAUUUGAAAAAAAGUUUUCUUCAACAUUGGGAUCAUGUUGCUCGUGCUAGAAAACCAAUAAUUGCUGCAGUUAAUGGAUAUGCUCUGGGAGGUGGAUGUGAGAUUGCAAUGAUGUGUGAUAUAAUUUAUGCUGGUGACAAAGCUAAAUUUGCUCAACCAGAAAUUGCAAUUGGAACAAUUCCUGGUGCUGGUGGUACCCAACGACUCACCAGAGCAAUUGGAAAAAGUAAAGCAAUGGAAAUUGUUCUUACUGGUAAUCAAAUAACUGCUCAAGAAGCUGAAAAAGCUGGAUUAGUUAGUAAAGUUUUUCCAGCUGAACAGCUAGUUAAUGAAGCUGUUAAACUUGGUGAAAAAAUAUCAUCACAUUCACCAUUGAUUGUUGCAAUUGCCAAAGAAUCUGUUAAUAAAUCAUUUGAGAUGACAUUAAAUGAAGGACUUCAUUUUGAAAAAAGAAUGUUUCAAUCAACAUUUGCAACUGAUGACCAGAAAGAAGGAAUGGCUGCAUUUAUUGAUAAAAGAUCACCAAAAUUUACAAACAAAUAAAUUUUUAAAUAUUUUUAAAUAAUAAAUAUAUGCAAUUUGUUAUUUUUAUAUAUACAACAAUUAUAAUGAAUUUUUUAAAUCAUCAACAAAUAUUUAUAUAUAUACUAUUUUAAAAACAAAAAAAAUAAAUUUUCAUUUUUUAUUAUUAUGAUUCUUUUAACGAGGACUGUAAGGAUUGACAAUAUUAAAUUUUUUUUUAUUAAUAAAGAUUGACAAAAAUAAUUUUAAA